Molecule: messenger RNA, 5580 nt
Organism: Cladocopium goreaui
Lineage: Eukaryota; Dinophyceae; Suessiales; Symbiodiniaceae
Source: the annotation of a GenBank genome assembly
AUGUUUCGUGAUUUUUUCAUCCACCUGGCAGCCGUUGGAGUUGGCUCCACUGUUGGCCAUCGACAGGAGCCCGGGCUUGCACUUCAGAAUGAAGUUCUCAUCGGGAAAUCGCUCACCAAAGACCCAGCAGCCAUCGGUGCCUGUGCCAUCACCUUUGACGAAGUCUCCGCCCUGGAUCAUGAAAUCCUGUGCCACCGCGUUUCGGUGCGUUUCCGUGACGGAGCGACGACCUUGGCAUCACAUCAUUCUGUAGAUCCUAUCUUCCAUCGACGCAUCACAGCAGAAAUGGAUCGCUUGAGGCAAACGCCAUGGAAGUGCAGGUACUGCAAAAGAUUGAACAAGGCAGUGGCGAUUUACUGUGGUCAGUGUGGCAGGCACUGGACAGAAGCCUUGGAUGGCAGUUAUUGUCAUCCACUACCACAGGGCGCCAAAGGAGAAGACUACUACUCUCAUUGGGAAGAGGAGACACCGUGGGAGCAAGAGGAUUGGCAUUCCGGCAGAUGGCCGUCCCGAUCCUCUCGUGCCUAUUCACGCUCUCAGACACCCCAUGGAGCAAAGAAGUCUCGCAAGACCAAGAAGAACAAAAAGCAGAAAGAGUUGACAGAACAUCAGGCACCUCCGCUACCAGAAGCCCCGUGGCAUCACAAAGGAGGAAAAGGCUAUGCUGCUGGUCCUUCAUCGUCAGCGAUGUCAUCAGCACAAGAAACCAAAUCAGAUCAGAAGUUGAAGCAGAUCAUAGCGGCUUUGAAAAAGAACGAAGCCAAUUUGACCCCAGACCUGCAACUGCUAGUUCAAGAGACGACCAUGGUCCAAUCACAGGACAAUACAAGGCAACUGCACUCUGCGGUCUCCAAAUUGGGGCAAGCAAAGAAGGCAUUGCAGAAGCUUCGUGCGUCCAGGCAAAAUCUGCAUGUGGUGUGGAAGAACUAUAUCGCGGAGAGCGUCACCAAGUGGAAGGGCUUCUGCGAACAAUUCGAAAAGCAGGACAGCGAUCUGGCCAAGCAACUCCACGAGGCCAUUCAAUCGGUGAAGAUUGCAGAGGCAGGUUUGGAGUCCACCAAGAAGGAUGCCAAAGAGACCAAAGACGACGACGACAUGUCGGAUCAAGGCCCUCAAGAGAUCUCGGACGAAGAGAACCCAGAGCAACUGGAUGUCAAUGGAGCCAGUCUCAUGGGAGGCAUGAACGACAUGCUCAAGAACCUCGAGGCGCUGCAGCAAUGUGCCGAAGCAGCCAUCGAGGCCAAAGCUCCCAAGCGUCCAAGAUUGGAGGAUCCUGGAGAAGAAGAUGGUGGACCAUCUGCUGCAGCCUCUUUGCAUCAGAAAGCUGGCUUUCGAACAGAACUUCGAAAGUACUCCGCACCACUUUUGCAGAAGAUGUCCACGUUGCAAUUGGUGAGGAAGACUCUCUUGCAUAUCACGAGGCAAGGACGCACUGAAUGUCUUGGAGAAGGGCCAGUCAUCCAUGUCAAUAGUUGGUUUCUUCAUGGUCGAGUUCUGCGACGUAAUGAUCGCCCACGUGUGGUUCGACUGGAUUCAGAAUGGCAAACUUGGCGUGAUAUUUUCAUUGAGACAUGGCAGGAUCUCAUUGAUCCAGGCUUGGAUAUCAGCUUUGGAGUUGUCAGCCCAGGACCCCCAGCGUUAGUGUUCCAAGGCCAUGCUGCACAUGUAAUUCUACACCCAGCAAUGCAUGAGGAACCCACGGCAGUGGUUUCAGGCAUUUUCCGUGGCAUGCAGUGCGAUGCAAUUGUUCAAAGUGCUCAAGUGGUUCCCAUUGUGCUUGUGCCAACUCAAAUCAUUGCAUUGGUUCCAGCGGAAUUGCAGUGUGUAACCAGAACAUGCCAAGUCUAUGCGGGAGUGCUUCCACUUCUGCAUGAGCAACCACGCCGUGCCAAUGAUUUCACAAGUCUGGUUGUCGAGAUUUUUCCAACUGAAGAGGCUGAAUUUGAUGCCACAUCGUUUAUGGCCUUGGGUGCAAUUACGAGAUCAUCUACACCCCAACCAGCGAUUGCUGACAUGCGACAAGCAGUUCGACAAGAAGAUGAUUUCCAAGAAGAAGAUGAAACAUCCCCUACGUCGACUGAGUCGGAUUCUCAUGACCCAGCAUGGCAACAAACGAUUGUCUUCUCGGUUCAACGACAGCCAGCACAACGCAUGCUCAAUUGGGCAAACCAGGCGCUCCAAAGAUACCAGGUUGCCACAUUGCUGGGUUUUGAGCGCAACGAGAUUCAAGAGGUCUAUCACAUCCCUUUUCCACCGCAAGACAUCCGUGAUCAACGAUUACAGGCAGUCUUGGCGAGGCAUGUGCAUGAUCUACCACAGGAGUCAUCACAUUGUUUUGUCCUUGUGGAUACCGAAUUUCAUGAUCGACCACCGAGUUGGGAUGUUGUCAAUGUGAGGAUUGCCCUUUCUCCGCCGGAGGAUGACAUCGUCAGCACACCGCCCAUUUGCGUUGCGAGAAUGUUCCAAAUGGGAAUUGAACCGGAAGACAUUGACAACUUCUACAGCGUCAUGCCGAAUAUCGAUGAGGAUCUCCAUACCAUUCCAACCCCAUAUGCAGUGGCAGAUGCUAACUCAUCUGGGAUUGGUUCGGAACAAGGUGUACCAUCUGACAUUGAUGAGGAGACUCUGGAUGAAACAGUUUUGUAUCAACAGCGCACCACAUUGCAGCCAGCACCACUACAAUGUCAUGAUCAAACUGAUUUUUCCAAGAUUGUCAUCGAUUGUCAAAAGCAAAACGAAGAGAACCUUGAUCCACACCUUGGACAUCAGCAUGGUUUUGAUUUGCCAGAUUUAGAAAGAGCACUACUUUCUUACUGGGAGCAGUUCGCUCGUCUGGGUCCUGGUGGUAUGGAGCACUACAUUACCAUUCAAGUAUGGUUCAAUGACCAUGCCAACUAUCAGAUCUGUGAUGCCCCGCGUGCAGUGAAAGCAAGUCUUCGCUCGAAGCCUAUUGAGUUGGUUGCACUCUUGGAUGAGUCACCUCCAAAUGCAGCGGUGACUGUUUUCAGCAUGGUGGACUUUCUAGCAUUGCCGAGCUUCAUUGAAGUGCCCUCCCCGAUCACGAAUGAUGCAGUGGAGCAAGAGCUGUCUCUUUGGGGACACCAGUGCCACUGCUGGAUUCAUGAUGAGUCCUCCAUCGCGGUUUGCUGGCCAAAGGCAAUGAGGACUAUGUUUGCAUAUUGCUACAUCUAUAUCCAAGCUGAUUCACCAGGGACUUCUCCACCGAUCUUCAGUCAAAGUGACCAGCCCAGGAAUGAGAUCCAACAUAUGCGUUUUCUCUAUGGAGCUGGUUUUCACAGAGCAGCGUUGAGACAACCAUUUUUGCCCACUGAUGAGCAUUUUCAGAUUGUGUACUUCCGUCAAUGUGAGCCCAUCCUUGCAGAGAUCCCUGGUAGAGACAGGCUACCUUGGCCCAAGCGUCUGCCGUGUCAAGGUGAUCAUCCUUUCUUUGUAGCUGCCAAAACCUCAGAGUGUAGGAGCGCAUGUAGGCUGCAUAUUGGUAUCACAGCGGAUGAAAUUGCAGAUUUUUUCCACUCAGCGGAUUGCAUGCUCUGCUCGUCACUGGGCGGCAUUGACCUUCCUGAACAUGUUCGUGACGCAAUUGAUGCGUGUGAGCCUGUCGAGCGUAUUGACCGCUUACUCAUCUAUUGUGACGGCAGUUCCAUUCCUGCACAACGCAGGCGUCCACCCCUACGUGCGGAUGAGGAAGGGCAAGGUGACACAUGGGCAUUCCUUGUUUUGGCUGAACAAUAUGGAGAGCAAGGAACCUCAAGAGUCAACCUUUUGGGGUGGUCCGCACAACCUGUUCUUUUUGACCCAGAAGCAGCCCAUUUCACUGGCUCCUCAAAGAUCGGAUCAGAGACGAGCGAGCGUGAAGCACUUCUGUGGUGCGCAUUGUGGCGCUUAGCGCAUAACACAGCGAUCCCGACUACGUUCUGCACUGAUUCUUUUGUUGCAGAAAAGCAAGGAGAUGGAUCGCAUGGAGCAGCACACACAGAUCAAUCAUAUAGGUUGCUCAGAGCGGUUUUUCAAAGCUUGACGGAAGCCAUUGGUGAGGAAGCACUGAGCUUCUCUCACGUUGCUGGACAUAGUGGUGACCCAUGGAACGACUUGGUCGAUGUUCUUGCAAAACGAGAAAGAGAGAAAUCGUUCUUGUUGCCUCGUCAAACACUUGAUUGUCGUCGAUGGCGAGAUGCAUUGCAGCAUCUUUGGAUGAUUUUUGCAUCGGAUGAUAGUGUCCCGUUGUUCAGGGGUGACCAUUUUGAUAUCAGUGCUCCAAAGCUUCCGUCUGCCACGCUGCCUCCACAGCCGCCUGAUGCAUUGCGCCAUUGCCACAUCCAAUACCAGCUCAGCUUCUGCACUGCGAAUGUGCAAUCGCUGCACACUGGUCCCUCGGGUUUCAGCAAUAAGACGCAGUUUUUGAGAGAGCAGAUGAUCCAACACAAGUUCAAUUUUCUGGGAAUGCAAGUCAUUGACUCAUUUGAUCUUUGCAAUGGUGACAAUGAUCACAGUGCAGUAGGCCUUCAACUGGUGUGGUCUGCAACAACCUAUAGUGAAACUGGACCAAAGAAGAGCAGGUCGUUUGAUCGCAGCAAGAUAUGCAAGGAACAAAUUUCUGAGGAGCUACGAGCAAUCAGCAUUCCCAGUUGGGACACGGACAUUGAGCAACACAUUGCUCAGCAAACUGCGCAGUAUCUGUCCUGCCUACGGAAGAAGUGCGCACAAUCAAGGGGAGCUCCAAAGAAAGCCUUCAUCACCCAGGAAAAGAUGAGAGAGCAGGGCUUACUGCAAUUUGUGGCCGAUCAACGCUCAUUUGACCCAUUUCAUGACCGUGCGUUUCGUUCCAAAGCGGGUGAGGGAGCGCACAUGUUCCGCAAGCACGGGGUCAUUUCUGGCCUGCGAUGGCUCUUUGAUGGGACUGCUUGCCCGGCGUGCUUGCGCGAGUAUCAUUCAGUUGGCAGGUUAAAAGCACAUCUGCGCCAGCAGGAGCAAUGCCGCCGCAUUCUCCAAAACCGUGGUGCCCUCUCACAGCCGUGUCCGGGCAUAGGCUCCCAAGAACAUGCCGCCCAAGUUAGAGCCGAGGGAGGCCUGUUACCUCCGCUUCCUGGAGUUGGUCCUCUCCCUUGUCCGGUCCCUCAACGUGAGAUUGUUGAGUUUGACACGGACUUCCUUGCUGAUAUUGCGGAAAUUUUAUUGAUGACAUGCCCAGUGAUGGACAAGAUGAGAUUGGUUCGAGCAGCAGGCAUUGAACGAUGCCUUUCAUGGACGGCCUUUGAGCAGACCGUUCAGCAUGCCCAAUCUACAUGCGAUGAAGUCUCCGCUGCAGCAUAUGGUUUUGGCUCCAUUUCUGACUUGCAUACCUUUUGCGGUGCACUUCUAUGUGAGCAGAACUGGGAUUUCUUUGUUGAGGACAAGUUGCCUGAGAGGAAAACCACUCCCACGCUUGCCGACAUUGAAGAAGCAUUUGUGAGUAGCAAGAUCGACGCUGGGUGCCAGAUCGACCCAUGCUUCUGGGACCGUUGUAGAACAAUGGUCGUUGAUGAUUUCAACCAGUGCAUUGGGCCUGACUAUGCACCAUAG